Messenger RNA from Xyrichtys novacula (pearly razorfish), 10109 nucleotides. The record is from the annotation of a GenBank genome assembly. Lineage: Eukaryota; Metazoa; Chordata; Actinopteri; Labriformes; Labridae.
ACAGGCAAGAGCAGUACUUAAACGGGCUGAUGCAACGACCUCAACUAGUCCCAAAAGCUACAUCCGAUUCACAAGUCCCGCACUGACACAUUACUCUCACUGCUGCGGAUUUUUUUGGCGCACUGUAGGUAAGCCAGAUAAUUAGCUAUCAAGCUAACUUUACCCUGUCAUUGAUUUCCUCUAUCUUUCUUUUUGUUCUGUGAGAAAAUGUUGCUUUGAGUUUUUACUAUUUUCUAGUUUUUUGCGUUCUUGCUUCUGCACGUUGUUAGUAAAAUUUGGAGCGACGCCUUUGUAACAAAUUCUUUCACAUAUGAGAAUGCGUUUGUAUCAGUAAGUUUCUCUAAAAAGUCCGAGGUUACGAAGUUAUAAAGUUUUACGCUGCUCCCUCCACAGCAGUCAAUCAGCGUCACUUGCUGUUACAACAACCGUUACGUACGUCACUUUGUUGUUACAACUGUUGUAGCAACUGUCGUCUCAUAGCUCGUUAUUUACAGACAACAUUUGCUAAAUAACACUCCAGCCUAUGUAGCACUUACGGUAUUUUCAUCACAAGAUCUGUAAUUUCAGUAUUGCUGAACAGGAGAAGUGUCAGUUAGCGUAGUGAAUGCAGUUAUGUAACACAAUCCCAACCACACGCUGUGGGUUUUCAGAGGCGGGUAUCUGGAAGCAGGGCAAACACCAAACUUCAUUAAGUUUGCAAAGACAUUUACUUUAACUGCUGAAAAAACGCAAUAAUAUAACUUUGUCGCGGUAGUACUGUCAUAUUAUUGGUUCAGAACGUUGCCAAGUUACAUUCGGCCUGCUUUUCUUUUUGUUACUGACUGUCACUGUUGUUAUUUUGAAGUCAGACACAUUGCAUGUGGCUGCAGAAUAGAUAGUGGAGUGGGACAACCAGAUUUACAAAAUUGGUAUGGGUGACACUGUUACUCUGCUCGUAUGAAUUAACAGGCUAAUCAAUAAUUGGGGAUAUAAAUAAUAUAAUCUGUUUAUCUCGGUUAGAAUUUGUGAGCAUUCCAGGAAUUACCACACUUUUCGAGAGCGCAAAGUGUUUUGAUGGAUAAACUUCAAACAUAGAAGUAAUUUACAUUAAAAGAAAAAAUGAAGAGCCAAAAAAAGUUUUGCCCCCCAAAAAAGAGAUAUUUAAAAACCUGUUUUGGAUAAAUCUGUCAAUCAGACAUAUGAGACUUUAUAACUAUGAUUAGUAAUAUGUAUAUUGUUCCAUCUCCACAGUGUCCCAACACAGCUGCGUCAUUGAAAGAGGACGAUUGGCAGGUUUUCUCUGAGUAAGUAUUCUGCAUUUAAAUCAGUCCUGGGUUGAAUUAAUCAAGACUCUCUUUAGUUUCACCUUCAGCUGCACUGGAAAGACUUUACUUGGCAUCAGGAGUUUACUUUGAUAUAUAAGUGAUGUAAAUGGAGUGUGAAGUAUCUUUGACAGCUUGUAAGUACAGCCAGGGACAUGUGCUGAGAUUAGCCGCAUCCGUAGUCUUUGUUUUGGCUUGUCAUUGUGCACACUGUCUGUAUGUUCAAGUGAGACUUUCUGCUCUGGGCAAGAGGGACUCUUUACAUGUGUGUUUCACCUUUUCAAAUAGAGCCACUUCAAAGUUUACCACCACCUAUCACCAGUCACCAGAGCAGUCACAUGGUGUCACUGUGUUGUGAUUAGUUGGUAAGCAUUAUCCCCCUGUCCAAAUCAGGAUCGGUGAAAAGAUUUACACUUUCCUGUAUGACAGGAAUAGUAACCUGAGCUUUAGUUAUCUACCCCCGCUGACUUGAAAGUUAAAGGCCAGUAGAAGUAAUGGCAAAUAUGAUGGAUAGGGUUGGCUUAUGUGCAUGUGUUUGUUGGUGAGUUGCAAGUUCAUGGGUUCAAUGUUUUCCAAGUGCAUGCUCCUCAGCUGCUGCAGUGCUUGCUUGUACAGCAACAUGCCACGCAGGGGAAACUAUUCUUGCUCUGUAUAUAUAAGUAUUUCUUUUGUGUCUUUAUCUGUGUUUGCGUGUGUCUAAGUGAUCCAGUGUGUAGUACACAGGGUUGAAAUGCCCCAACGCCUGCCAGGGCACAUUGGUAGGAUGGUUCCUGCAUAAAUGGAAUGCUGCAGUGGAUUAAUGGGGAAAGGCUGGCGAGCCGGCAAGCAGCGCAGGGCCGACAAGGCUGAGAGGCUGGACGUGGGCGCACAGGGUUUAUUUUAAGUAGAAAUGCCUUCCAGUGCGUCUCUGGAGAGCUGGAAUUGCCAAGCUGCACCCCAGCACACUCAAUAGACAGCAGACGCAUUGCAGGCAAGCCAGCCAACUAUGCAACAGCCAGGCUCAGUGAUACUAAUACUAAUGCAGGGGGAGCAGCUAUUCACUGCUGCAUGUAUCACAUUAUCAGUCUCACAUUGUAGUCCCUAUAAACCUUUCCUCAUGGCCUGUAAAAACAGUAUCAGGACAGGCUGGAUGUGGAAGCAAACGCCCAACUGUCCAAAGGUGUAACUGAGAGAAGAACUAUUAAAGCCUGUAGGUUUUUCUUUUUCAGAAAGGACCCAGUCAAAGCUCCUCAAAAAGAGCUGGUUACACACUUAUGGUUUCCAGAUUUCCUGCAUUUCUUUUGGAAUGAAGGAGAGGUUUUAAUAUUUGCAUAGAAAACAGCCCUGUAACUGAUGUGGACUAAAACAUUGACCCCCUUCUUGCAGCACUUCAGAGCAACAAAGAAUCGAAUGUAAAAUUUGGUGGAGCAAACACUGGUGCUGUUGAAUCAGAGCAAGCAUGUGCUUGACGUGGAGUGGAUGAGGAAAUAUCUGAGGACAAAGUGUGAGGGAGCGUUAAAGUGACAACCACACAUUACACAAUAACAGUGUUGCCUCAACAGACAGCUUUAAAUCUGAUUUUCUGGACUGUGUUGGCCAAUAUCUUAUAUUCAGGGAUUGCAUUUAACACGUCUUGCAUUUGUCAUGAACCCCAUACGUCUGAAAUGGCUUUUGUCUGCAUUUUUUAUUUUGAUUCCUUUAAUCCACGUCUGAGCCAAGCCAAACUUGCUGCCAUGCAAAGUCUAAUCCUGACUUACAAUGUGGAGAAAAGCAGUUACAGUGUAAUAAGUCAAGCAGGACCACCCAGGUGUAGAGUACAGAUGUGUGACUGUUUCAGUGGCAUGUAGCAGGAAUCUGCCAAUGAUCUCACAGUGAUGUCUGAAUAAAGACAGCUACAGUGCUUUGGCUUUGUGCACGUCUGAAUGUCUUAUGUGUUUUUGUUUGCCUGAAAAACUUUUAAUUCUUACAAGAAAACAAAAGAUCAACACUCCGCUCUCUGGUGUCACUGUAGUGUGAAAAUUAGAUAACCUGUGCUUGCACUGCACUCCAGCCCUACAAUGAUAGUUAAAUGUUUGUGCCACUUUGAAUUGUUGUUGAUAAGAGGAUUUUUUUAAAAAAGAUUAGUUCACCCCUGAGAACAGCCAAAUGAGAAAUAAAAGCUUGACUUAAAAGCUGCCCUGUUUUCCGUUGUCAUAAUUGAGUUUAGUAAUUAGAUAUGACCUCAGUGUGAUCGGAGUAACGGCCACUAUUUGGGCGUCUCUUCCCUACUUGUUCCUUUGUGUCUUGUCCCUCCUCUGAAAACAUAAUGAAAGGCUGGAUAGAUGAGGAUUCUGUAUAUUUGGACUGUUCUGUCCUCGAGGAAAGUCAGUGCCAAAUUCCCCGGUUCCCUCCGAGGAUUGCGAAAGGCUGUAACUCAACACACAGCCUGACAGAGGGCAGACAGUGAUGAUCAUGCAGACCUUGGCCGCAGAUUGAGAGAGCGUGCCUUGGCCUGAUCUUUUUGUUUUUUUUUACUCAUUGUUCAUUUUCAGGGCUUGUGUAGUGUUUGAGCUGCAGGAGCUGUUUUCAGGAAUUUUGCAAGACACUGGUGUGUGGGCCGUGCAGCACCUUAUUAGUCUAGAAUUAGAUGUUAAAAAAAAAAAAUGCUGACAAAAAUUGGUCUUGGAAAGAUUGCGCAGCAUGAUCCAGUGAUUUAAAGUCGAAGCACUCUGGCAGGAUAAUAAUGUAGCUUUGUAUCUCAGGCAAAGAUGAAUUAUACAGCAAUUAUUCUUGACUCCUGCCUUCAAAAUGACCAGGCUGCUAGAGGUUAGCAGUUGAAACAGCAACAGUACAUAAAGGUAAUGAGUAGUGUUUUAAAAGCCCCUUCGCUCAAACCCCCCACUCCUCUAUUGCAGGGUCUCUAUAGGGGACAAGGAUAAUAGGACCUCCAGUCACGCUGCUGGCUAUUGGUAAGGGUCUGAAUUCCUUUGCGCUGCUAAUUGCACUCAGGAAUGACUCAGGAAGUGGACACAUUUGGUCAAACUGAAGGCAGAUAGAGUGGGACUUAUUGUCUGCUUCUUCAUAUAGGAACCCACUCUUCACACACACCUCCAGCUAUCAGCUCUCAUGCUGUAACAUUAGUUUUGGGCUGAGGCCAGAGACCUGCAUUGGGUACGGUCCUGUAUUCCAUAACUAACACAUGACAUUUCCUCCCUCUGCCCUUGGCUGCUGUUAGUCUCUUCUCAGUUUAGCCCUGAGAGGCAGCUGAGCCGGGCUGUGUAGGUAUCUUUGUCUGGGGUUUGCAUGGGCCUUUAAAAAGCCGUGGCACUGGCUGUUCUGCUCCACUGCAAAAGCACUGUGACGCCGUUGCAUCAUGAAACACUGACCACUAAUCCUCGACUGCAGUCAGCCACCGAGAGAGAGGGAAAAAAAGGAGAAAAAUACCCCUCUUUUGAAAAUGCAAAAAAUCACUUUGACUCAUACUUUUGGGUCUGAUUAUGCAGCGUGAGUGUGAUGCAUCAGCAAACUUUCCCUGUGCUGUACAGAUGAGCCUUCUUCAGAGUUUCAUGUCUGGAGGCUUACUGAGUGUUAAAAUUUGCGUAGGGGAUUUAAGACGCUUGUGUGGCAGAACACAAGAAACUUUCCUCUUAAUUUCAAAUCAAAAGAGAGCCAUGCCAAGACUCUGUUAUGUGUUUGAGUUUACAACAGCACUGUGAAUCGUCUGGGAUUCACUUUUAUGUGUCAUUAUUGAUAGGCAUCACACUGCAGACAUCAUUUUGUUUUAAAGGCUGCAGGCAAAACUACCUCUGUGGUGUUGUGAUUUGUGUGAUCUGAUGCCAUGCAGACAAACAUGAGGUUGAUCUUUGUGUAUGUACUCAAAGUGUAUUGUGUGUGCGUGACUGUGUGUGGCGAGGUCUAGCCUGAGCUGCAUGUCUCAACAAGCCAUAGUGAGGAAUGGGGGCUUUCCUUAUGAUAUGUCUGUCUGAGCAGAGUUGCAUUAGAGUGUGUUUUAUAGGAGCCAGACUAAUAGACUUGAAAUAUGAUUGUUUUAGAAUUGACUUAUUUUUUUAGGGUCUGUUUCAGUUCAAAAUCAUGUUUGUCCAGAAGGGAGCCCAAUUGGAGCCUGUACACUGGUCCUGAGUGUCUGGCCAAGUUGAAACUAGACUCUAUUUUGGCUCUGAGUGUGAUUUACUCAGUCAUUCCUAAUGGGUGCUUCAGUUCCUGUGGCCGUUCUCUCGGCACAGGGUGUAGUUUGGAUUGCAUCUUUUGAAUUCCUGCAAAGUUAUUGACUGCCAGUGAGCAAUGGACAAAAAUCACUGCAUACCCUCAUGUCUCUUCUUUGCAGGGGAAAGUAAUCUCUAAUGUCUUGAUACUGAGUUACCAGAGAUUACUGCUACAUCAGGUCCUCUGUGUUUCAAUCGCUUAAUCCAAGUAAUUUAUACUAUUUUCUGGCUAUUUUAUAAAGUACUGUGUCUUUGUCUCAUAAAACCCAGGAUCAGCAGCCUGCCAUAUGCUCUGCCUUGUUCUUAGACAGCCUUUCUGAAGGCUUUGGCACCUUUCAUAUUUCAGUCUCUAAUGGGAGAGACUUAGAGAGAGAGAGAGAGAGAGAGAGAGAGAAAGAGAGAGAGAGCAGGGAGAGAGAGAGGGAAUUUGCCUGAGAGAGAUUUUUAUUUUUUUUUUUACCAGGGCUGUCUUGUUCUUUUCCUCUCCAGUAAAAACAACAGGCUGCUGCCAAGUGCAGUGUAAAUGGGAGUUUACAUACUCGGGGUGUGGGGGUGAGAGAAAGAGAGGGACAGGCUUUCAGGAUUUAAAUAAUAAAAUGCCUCAUUGGACACUAGCCCCACACAACAACUUGUCCUUGGAGAGACUCGAACCUGCAGACUGAACGCGUAAAGAAACAGGUUCAAGGUGGUAGAGAUUGGCUUGAGACUAGCAGUGUUAGUCCUCAAAUGUUACCGAGUUCAUUGGAAAUUAUUUGAGGUUUGAGUUAUACAAGUGCUUCAGGUUUGUUUUGACUGUCGCACUCAUGUUGCAGCUAUUUGAACUGACUUUUAAAAUGACCAGCUCGACAAACAAGGUAAGCAAAGCUGGAUGUAAAGUACAAGAUGCCAUUUUUAUCCCACUUUUACAACACUUGAGAAUUGAUUUGUUCUUGUUAAAAGUGAGCUGAUUUGGGUCCUGCUGUGCUCGACAGUAACUCUAAUCCAACUGUAAAAACAGCCAGGGACCAGCCCAUAUGCAGGGUGGAGUGCAUUAGAAUAGGGUUACAUAACCUUGUUUUUUUCAUUACCUUCUUUAUAGCUUUUGUAAUCGAGCGUGUCUUUCAGCCUUUUUAGCAAAGAAAGAAAAACUUGGUUUGACUUACAAUACACACGGCCUGUCAGCUUGUCACCAACCAGCAGUGUCAGCUGUUUCCGCUGUACCUCACAAUACGUCUUUGUUGGAUUCAUAAGAGAGAGGCUUUGUGCCCAACCUGCAGAGGUUUGAGAGGCAAAAGUGGAUUAAACUGUUAGUGUAGAUUCCACACUGAUAUGAUCAAUCCUUUAAAAAUUCCUCAUAGCUUUGGGUUUUGUGGGUAAUCCAAAGUUUUAGAGGUAUCAGCUGUUGAGAUGCAUCAGUCAUGCAAGAAUUUUGACAAAACUCUUCAACAACCUGUAUGUCUGUUUUCAUUCAGGGCAACAUUCACAGAAAUCUGAGCUGAUCCGCUGCCUAUUCUGCACAUCUUCAACCCUUAUUUAGUUGUUUUCAAUUGCAUGUAAUGAAUAGAAAGAGGAACCGUGAGCUGUAAAUGCACUCCUCCUUUGCAGAGAUGGGCAGGGUACAGUCGACUCAAGUUUCACUGUUCCAAUCUGUAACAUUUGUUUUUUAUUUGGCCAUCAGAAGUUUUCCAGUUCUUGGUCUUACAGUAAUUAUAGAGCGAUCUAAUUCUGCAGCCACUUCCUUUGAGCCUGCACAAGUUCUCCUUUUCCUCCUCUCUGUCCCUCAUUCCUCCCUGAUUACAUUAAAAAGUGCUGUGGUAAACCCCUCCAAACGGUCCCAAAUUGUUGAGAGAGGGUGGCGAUGGAAUGCACGAGUGUUGACAUGAAUGCUUUUGAUAUCCCCUGAACCGUCUUCUACGAAAACGACCAAAGGAACAUUUGGGAUGAGAAAAAGUCUGUAAUUGAUCAGAAGCAUAAGUGCAGCAGAUAGACGUCUGUUUAUGUAAUCGUGCAGAGAAGAUUCAUGGCUUCCCCUUUGCAUGUGAAACUCUAGAGAUGAGUGUGUAGCUGCUGACAGUGUGAAGUUUGUUUUUUCACCAGCUGCUGACUAAAAAGAUAACACAGCUGUGAAAGCUGUCAACGCUCGAACGCAUUCUUGGAAACUGCAAGACAUAUCUAGAGGGAUGAUGUUUGAUGACAAAACAGACGACAGACAAUAUACCUCUGUAAGGACAGAAUGCAAUAUAAAAUUAUGAUCAAGAUAAAUGAUGCUGCAUGGUUAUAGUAGUGAAAAGUCAAGACUGAGAAAAUACAGGAAUAAUGUCAGUCUGUUGUAUCAGUUAUAUAUUAGGUUUGUAAACAGGCUUAUCUUUACUGAGAUUUUGCUGAUUGUACUCUGGUGCGGCUGAUGUUUUAAGCUCAUUAUUUAAAUCAGAAAUAUUACAUAUUAUAUUCACUUUGCUUUCUGCUUUGUAAAUAAGAGAAGUAGCACUGAGUUUUCAUUGUCAGUGAUCUUGUAUUUGACUAACAGUCCUGUCUCCCUCUCCUCUGUCUCCCUGUAGGGGUGGUGGCGGCCGGGUCGGACAUGAUGCCGGGACAGAUCCCUGACCCUCCGCUGGCGGCUGGCUCCCUGCCCAGCCUGGGCCCGCUGGCAGGCAUCUCGGCCACCACGCUCACCGAUCAACUCAAACUAGCCGACUUCCGCCAGCUUGGCGCCAUGCUGUCCCCGCUGCACUUCCUCGGGAGGCUGGGGAAGAGGCCGCUGGCCAUCAAGACAGAGGUGAGGAGGUAGAAGGUUGUAGACAAAAGAGAAAAUGGUUCAGUUGGAGUGUGUGUGAAAGAUGAGCAUUCAGUCAGCAGGUAAAGGUAUCUUCACGCCUUCUGUCAGAGCAGGUUUUACCUCUUUUGUUAAGAAUCAAUCUUAAGUUGUCAUUUGACCCUGAAAACCGAAAAGUUGUAGUUUCACAUUUAAGCUGUUAGGAUUUGUGUUCAUAAUCUUUAGUGUUGGAAACUUUAAAAAAAAUAUAUAUGUCAAUCAUGCUUGCAGUGGUUUUUACAGUUAAUUUGAAAUGAAACUCGUCCUUUUUAUCAUUGUUUUAAGAAAUACAAUAUUUCUGUGUAAAUCAGCUAGGCCUUAAGGCUUUUUCAUACUGUACUGGGACUUUUUUGCCCCCUCUAGUGCUCACAAUAAAAAUUACAGGUUACACAACAUUAUUUUUCCAUGUAGACAAUCACGACUAUUGGUUGUAGGUUUAUAUACUUAUAUGUAACUUAGAAGGAGUGACCAUCUGUUUUCCAGUCAUAAUGUACAUUCCUACAAUGCCUGUUUCUCAUAUUGACAAAACAUUGUGUUGGCAGAUGGAUGAAGAUGAGGAACGGAGGAAACGGAGACGAGAGAAAAACAAGGUAGCAGCCGCCCGAUGCCGAAACAAAAAGAAGGAACGGACAGACUUCCUUCAAAGGGUGAGUUCAUGACACUGCAUUAGCAGAGCUGCUCAGGCCAAAAAUAACUGGACUUAAGUUAACCUGAGCAGCUGUGUAAGGCUGAUUUUAGUGAGCCAGCCUCGACUUGAUCAAACAUGAUCACACUAGAUCAAGCCUGGUUUAAUCAACCAGAAUAGCUUACCUUCAUCUGAGCAUCAUCAAGUCAGGCCAUUUUUUUAAGUGUUAUCAAAUAUUUUUAAUUCCAAAUUUUCACAAGUGUCCAAUACUUCAACAUCUGUGUGCAGGAAUCAGAGCGACUGGAGAUGGUGAACUCCGAGCUGAAGGCCCAGAUUGAGGAGCUUCGUGUUGAGAGGCAGCAGCUGAUGGUAAUGCUUAACCUCCACCGGCCCACCUGUAUUGUGAGGACAGACAGCGUCAAAACCCCUGAGAGUGAAGCCAACCCCUUGCUGGAGCAGCUGUCCGCUGAGAAGAAGUAAAAAUGAGAGAGACCGGGGCUUGAAAUCCCUGACUACCAAACUUGCACCACUGUGGCAGCCAUUUUUAUGAAACCAUAACUGGCAAAACAUUUCUGAACAAGCACUUGAGCUCCAAGCUGAGGACUUUUGGAGACUCUGCCCAAAGACCUGAGGUUUAAGGGCUUCUUUAGUACUGCUACAUGAGCUGGCUCUGGCCACCGGAAGACUGGAAACGCCCAGUUUCAUCUCUGCAUUAAGUGUUGUUGUUGACACCCACUGUGCCUAGCUGUUACUUCAACCAUCUCCACACAAAGGGACCAAUGGAAACAGUAGAAUAAGAAUGGAAACAACAGUGAGGAGACACACUAAUAUUAAUAUGGUGCUCUGAUACAAAAGCCCUGAGCAGAUUGUGAGGUUUUGUGUGAAUUCAGAGGCUCACAAAGGCUUCAUGCUCUGCAGUUUUCUUUUGUAUGCUAGCCUAAAUAUACAGGAGUAGAACUUUUAGUAUACAAUACUUAUAAGUACACAAGACGAAGUACAUUUUGGGGGGGGUUUGUCAUAUUGAUUUGUAUUCUCUGCCUCAAAUGUGGCAGAAUCCGGUUGAUCCGAUUUGUGGUGACGCUGGCGUCAUGAUAAGCACAUAUACACAAAAUGUUUACACCAUUGUUAUAUUGGACUUGUUGUUUGUCCCUUUGUUGUUUUAUACUGUUUUGUAUACAUAAACAUAUAUGACAUGCUUUUUAGUCACCGAA